Molecule: messenger RNA, 1662 nt
Organism: Zasmidium cellare ATCC 36951
Lineage: Eukaryota; Fungi; Ascomycota; Dothideomycetes; Mycosphaerellales; Mycosphaerellaceae
Exons: 4
Coding region: 1-1662 (553 amino acids)
Source: RefSeq, a predicted model, not a curated record
AUGCAGAUCACGGAAGCUUCCAGCAGAAGCAACGACAGUAGCCCGCCCAAGUUCCUGUUCGUUCCCUCAAACGAGCUCCGGCAUGGGCAGGGCAACCGUGGGAGACCUGAAAGCCAGAGAUACAACACCGCCGCCAGAAAGCAUGUCAUGCGAGUUCGGAGGUUAAAGCACAGACUCCCAGAGAUUGGCCUCUCUCGGCGGCGACCCCAGCAUCGCAAAUCCUCGACCGUACGCAAUGGGCUUGUCGUGACCGGGAAGCAUAUCGAGGAGGUGACGGGAGAGCGGCGCGAAGGUAGCAACCAUUGUAAUGUCAACAUUAUCAACCCAGAGCUCCAAGCACCAAUCCCGAGGUUAUUGGCUGGCAGCCGACUCGAUCCGUUCACACGAUGGCCAGUGAAGGUGACAAAGCGAAUGCAAUAUCUCCUAGACUACUUCUUGACUACCGACUGCAGCAGCAUCACACCGGUCCGCAUUGUCUCCUGGGAUUUAGUCAGUAUCGACGUAGGCUUCCUCUACCACGUACUUGCUAUUUCGGGCUUCUGCCUGAGUGGUAGGUAUUCCACGAACGUGCGGGCGGCGCUUAUGUCUGAGGCCGUCCAUAACUACAAUACCGGCCUCACAUCUGUGAACCGACGGCUUGACGACAGGCAGGAACGGCUUAGCGAUGGGGUCAUUCUCAGCAUCCUGGGCAAUGCCAUCCAUACUUUGACCCCCGGUCCACUGUCAGGGUGGUGUUGGGAAGGGGCACAAUCCAGCUGGCGCCAUAGCAACGACGACUACGUGGACGAGUGGGCCGUGCACAUGCGCGCUAUCCACGCCAUUCUACAGAAGCGCGGUGGCAUCGCGACGAUCGAAUCCAACACCACUAUGCGGCACUUUCUAUAUCUUAGCAACGACAUGGAAGGGGCAAUUACUCGUGACAUGCAGCCCUUCUUCCCAAUCCCAAAGCACAUUCAGCCGCUUUCGAGCAGAGUUCGCAUGGGCGCGAAGCCUCGCCUGCUCACCGCACUCUCCACGUGGGCUCGUGCACUCCCUGCGCAGAUUGCUGUCAUUAAGGUCUUUGUCGACAUGGGUGCCACCGUCGAGUGGCUAUCAGAGCAGUUGGCGGCGUAUCAGCCCGAGAGCUCCUGGACCGGCGUCCAACUGGACGCCAUUCACAUCCUCCCCCUGUGCCAUCACUGCCUCAGCCUUUCCCAGAACAGCGGCAUCGAUCGUAGUAGAGGAGACAAUGACGCCUCUGCAGACGAAGGAGGACGCUGCUUCACAGAUGCUCUUCGUCACGCGAUCGUCGUCUUUCUUGCCCCCGUACGCAGGCGCAUGGGUCUGCCGGCCCCAGGCACGAGCCUACACCUCAACAACCUAAGUGCAGCCCUGCGCAUGUGUCUCGUCCACCCCGCCACCCUCAUUCUCGGCGAGGUGAUAUUCUGGAUGUUAGUAGCGGGCGCUAUGGAAGUUUGUGCGCUAAAACAGGAUCCGAGCUGGUUCUUCGAGCGCAUCGUUGACGCUUGCACGCCCCUCGGGCUGCGAGGGUACGACAGCGUGCGACAAUUUACCGUGCACGCGGUCACGCAGUCAGUCUGGUUCGAAGAGGCGCUGUCUCCCAAUUUCGAGCUAAUGAUGGGCGAGCUGAGGGUGUUUAUGGAGGCGAAUUAUAAGGAGUGA